This is a messenger RNA of Rhagoletis zephyria (snowberry fruit fly), 2779 nucleotides long. Its product is annotated as nuclear factor related to kappa-B-binding protein-like. Lineage: Eukaryota; Metazoa; Arthropoda; Insecta; Diptera; Tephritidae. The record is from RefSeq and is a predicted model, not a curated record. Gene Ontology annotation, molecular function: protease binding. Gene Ontology annotation, cellular component: Ino80 complex.
UCUACAAAACCGAUUAGCCCAGUAAACUUUGGAGCUUCAUCAGAAUUACUCCAAGAAACCCAUGCGUGCUUCUUUUCGCUCAUACGAGAUUUGUUUUGUGCAACAUCGCUCCACAGAAUGCAGUAUAAUGAAUUGCGAUCGCGCAUCGACGUCUGGCUACGUAACCCCAUUACAGCAUUAAAUGACUGGUAUGCCCAGGCAGAUAACUGGUCCGGCCUACUAAUGUCCGCUAUAAACUUCCUGGCUGGCGACUUUGUUGACCUACCUGAAGAGUAUGUUCCAUACAUCGAGUUCAAACCACAGCAAAACAUUUUCCAGUGGAUUGGAGCAGGCCGGGACUCUGACACACGUCUGUCAACACUCUGUAAUUUUUGGCUGCAACGCCAAUAUGAAGUGCCAGAACGGGCGCAAGCAGCUCUUUGCCCAAAUCUUACAGAAUCGUCAAGUGAUGCAGCAGGAAUAUCUACUGCUGGUCUUAACUCCAUAGAAAUGGAGGAACCUGCCAUUUCAUACGAUGGGGGCGUAUCGCCGCCGCCGCCACCACCACCGAGAUGCCCCACUACAUGGACAGUGUGUGCGGCUACAUCUGAAGAAGUCAUUGAGUUCCAGCGCCAGGAGCGCGAGCGAUUCGAGCAACCGCACCGGGCUUACACGUAUAGAAUGCACGGCUAUGAAAGCGUUGUUGGCCCAGUCAAAGGAAUAUACACACAAAUGUAUGCCUUGACUAAAGCUCGUGGACAUAGCAUGAUGAUCGGCAAUCGUCCCAAUUUCGUCACCAUACUAACACUUGUCCGCGACGCCACAGCCCGUUUGCCAAAUGGUGAGGGUACACGCGCCGAUAUUGCUGAGCUAUUGAAAAGCUCGCAGUACAUAAAUUUGAAGGAGGGCGAAAAUGUGCUACAAACAACAGUGAGUGGGGCCUUAGAUCGUAUGCAUACUGAACACGAUCCUUGUGUACGCUAUGAUCCAAAACGUAAGAUUUGGAUUUAUCUGCACCGUAAUCGGAGUGCAGAGGACUUUGAGCGUAUACACCAACAACAUCAGGGUAUAGGAAAAUCUAAAAAAGUAGUGCAUCGCAAACCUAAAACGAAAAAUUCGACCGCAGCGAAAACCCCAUCUGAAAUAGCAGACAGCAACAAUAUAAUCUCUACUGGCGACGAAGAGAAUAUUGCUGGAUCUAUAGCACCGACCAAUAAUAUUUCCAAAGUUGGCACAGCCUUUUCCAUGCCUGCAUUGGUUCCAGCAAAUCCAAUUAUAGUUAGUAGCCAAAGUGCCCAAACACAGCAGAAAGUAGCAUCUGUCACAUCAAAACCAGCAGUAACACGGUCUCUUCCGGUUCCGCCACUUAAGUACAACAUACCACAGCAGAAGUCGUUGCUCAAGUCAACUAUGCAGUCGCAUCCUCAACGACAGCAGCACCAACAAACUAGUACUACUGUUGGCAUUGACACUCAAUUGCAACACAACCAGAGAAUCCAACAGCGUGUAGCAAAUAUCAAUAAGAACACUCCUACAGAAAUAAAUUCAGAAGAGGUCAAGGUCAACAAACAGUUAAAUUUAACCAUAUCACCAACCAAAUCCAACUUAUCGGUAUCUAAUACUGGUGGUGGAAAUUCUACGCCCAUUAUUGUAGCUACACCAACCGGUCUUCAAACAGUGCACGUUUCAAACGCCACUGUCCUGACAACAUCAACGGCGAACUCCGUUCCCCAAGUAAUGCAGCAGUCUUCCUUGACUGCAACUCUGGGUGGCAAGAAAUUGGCUCUAAACAAACCAAUAUUCAUCAAUCAAAUUAGGGGCCAAUCAGCAACGGCUACUACAUCAAAAACCAAAGUUUCUCCACAGCAAGUUUACAAGCAACAACUCAAUGUAAGCCAGCAGCAACAACAAAAGCACGCACAAGGUUUUAUAAUUCCAAUAAGCAUGGCAAAUUCCAUUGCUGGCUCCGUGAGCGUAGAAUGCCAUAGCUCAGUACCAAAAGAUUCAAAUUUGCGAACAUUGCCCGUUACCUCUGGAUCUAGUGAAGGUACGACCACGAUUUACAUGGACAACGCACAGUUCAUUAGUACCUCCGACAGCACGCCACAGGAACAAAUACAACAAAAGCAAACACAAGCGAAAAACAUUAUACGAUUAGUGCCAAGCAUUUCCAGCGGUGCAGUGAAAUCGAUUUUACAGUCGACUUCAGCUGGCAGUGUUGUCAAUGCCAGAAAACAGCCUGUGCAUAUUAUUGGACACCGCGUUGUGACUGGUAAUGCUGGCACAGGAGCAGGACGUGCUCAGCCACAGCAAGGUAAACAACUAGGUAACAGCGGUGGCCCGCAAACCUGUGGGGUUGCUUCGGUCGUGGCAGCAGGAAGCGGAUCUACGCUCAUAAAAAUGUCGCCACAGACAUUUGCAACCUUGCAACAAAAACAGGGCCAACAUGUUGUUGUAAAGCAGUCUCCCGCCUCCUCAUCGUCUGCAACAAACCAGCAACAUCGUGUCUAUGAUAAGACCACAUUUUUGAAAAACACUACGAUUGUUACCCAGCCUGCCACUUCAUCUUCACAAGCCAUAAGCAAAACGAUCUUUAUGCAACAAUCUCCCACCACUCCAGUCAUUCAUAAGUCAGGAAACGGUGCAACUUCCGUAGGCUCACAAACCUCAUCUGUACCUAUUACUUCAGCUGGAAAGGUGCACACCAUUAGUGCCACCAAUCUUUCUUCACAGCAACAACGUGUACUUCUCCAGAACUUAAAGCAACAGCAGCAUAUGCCACAAAGCUCGCAAUUAAAAU